Messenger RNA from Castor canadensis (American beaver), 6845 nucleotides. It is a transcript of the gene Ctdsp2, whose product is annotated as CTD small phosphatase 2. The record is from RefSeq and is a predicted model, not a curated record. Gene Ontology annotation, molecular function: RNA polymerase II CTD heptapeptide repeat phosphatase activity. NCBI's taxonomy places the organism in Eukaryota, Metazoa, Chordata, Mammalia, Rodentia, Castoridae.
AAAUAGCUACGCUCUGGACCGACCGCAGCCCCGGCCGCUCACAGGUGGAGGGUCCCGGGGCCUAGGACGGUGGCUGGGAAAGAGGAAGCGCCGGCAGGGGGUGAAGAGGCCGGGUCCAGAGCCGGGAGGCGCGCGGGGGUGGGCGCCGCAGCCGCGGGUUGUUUAUCUGGAGUACGGAGGGGAGAGGGGAGCCUGGAAACCGCCCCGUGUCCCAUUUCCUCCUCUUGUUUUCGCUCCGGAUUCUCCAUGUUGGACCCAAACUGAGGAGCCCGGAGCUGCCACCGGGGGAUCGGGGCCGGGGGCACCCGGGGAGCCGCUGCCCGGGCCACCCGCCCUCCGUACAGGCCGCCUUCCUUCCCGGCCCGGGGAGGAAACAAGAGGGGGGAUGUGAACAGCUGUGGGAGUCCGAGUCUCGGGAGCCAGAGCCGGAGCGGGCUCCCGCGCAGGGCCCCCAGCACAACCCAACCUCCCUGCACGCCCGCCGGUCCUCCCGCCCAGCCAGCCCGGGCCCGCGGGAUUGUUAGAUGGAACACGGCUCCAUCAUCACCCAGGCGCGGAGGGAAGACGCCCUGGUGCUCACCAAGCAAGGCCUGGUCUCCAAGUCCUCUCCUAAGAAGCCACGUGGACGUAACAUCUUCAAGGCCCUUUUCUGCUGUUUUCGCUCCCAGCAUGUUGGUCAGUCAAGUUCUUCCACUGAACUUACCGCACAAGGAGAAGCCAACACCAUUGCUAAGUCGGAUCUCCUCCAGUGUCUCCAGUACCAGUUUUAUCAGAUCCCUGGGACCUGUCUGCUGCCGGAGGUGACAGAGGAAGAUCAAGGAAGGAUCUGUGUGGUCAUUGACCUGGAUGAAACCCUUGUGCACAGCUCCUUUAAGCCAAUCAACAAUGCUGACUUCAUAGUGCCUGUAGAGAUUGAAGGGACCACUCACCAGGUAUAUGUGCUCAAGAGGCCUUAUGUGGAUGAGUUCCUGAGACGAAUGGGGGAACUCUUUGAAUGUGUUCUCUUCACUGCCAGUCUGGCCAAGUAUGCUGAUCCUGUGACAGACCUGCUGGACCGGUGUGGAGUAUUUCGGGCCCGCCUGUUCCGGGAGUCCUGUGUGUUCCACCAGGGUUGCUAUGUCAAGGACCUUAGCCGCCUAGGGAGGGACCUGAGGAAAACCCUCAUCCUGGACAACUCGCCUGCUUCUUACAUCUUCCAUCCAGAGAACGCAGUGCCUGUGCAGUCCUGGUUUGAUGACAUGGCAGAUACUGAGUUGCUGAACCUGAUCCCAAUUUUUGAGGAACUGAGUGGAGCAGACGAUGUCUACACCAGUCUUGGACAGCUGCGGGCCCCUUAGCCUUCCUGCUUCUAAGCAAUGGCCAUCCCAGUAGGGGACUUUGCUAUAUUGUGCCUUUCUGAUCAGCCUGAUGGAUCAAGCAGAAGCUGGAGCAUCUCACCAAAUGGGUUCUGGAAAUAGAGUGAUUGGAAAGAACUUUAGGGCAGGUCAGAUGUCAGGUGGGCAAAUCAGACCAAUGAUAUCCAGAAUCACCCACUGCCUAAGUUGGGUUCCUGAGGUGUGUGUGUGUGUUAGUGAGUGUGUGUGUGUAUUAGUGUGUGUGUUUGUGUGUGUAUGCGCGCAUGUGUGUGUGUUUUGCAGUGCCCCGGAUAUUCAGUGUUUGAGGGGGCAGAAGCUGAAAGAUCAAGAUUCUUCCCAAGUUAGUGUGUCUCCUCUCCUGUCACCCUACAAGCCACUGAGCUUUAUAGGGAUGAAGACUGUUGCUCCAUUGCCAAACCUUGGCCUUUCCUCAGUGUCAUAGUAUGACAAGGAAAGGAAGGGCCAAAGGCUGCCCUUGGAUGUCCCAGACACAUACCUUCCUGAAAACUUGCUCCAGCCAGCUGCUGCAGACAAAAAGAUGCCAUUUCUUGGAAGAUGAGAACUUGUUCCAGAACCAGUGCUCCCAUGGCCAUCAGGUCCUGUGGCCCAAGAGUUGCACUUGCCUUUAGCUGAGUGCCAGCCAUGGACCCUGUCUCCCCAAGGCUUGGGUACUGGGCUUGCCUCCUCACUUCCUAGCCAUAGCCUUGAUCCUGUGAGGAAGGAAGUUUUUUCCUUGCGCUGGAAGUGGACAGAUAACUGAUAUCCGUUCUUUUGACUCUGUUUAAAAUUCUCUUUCUAAACAUGGAGUGGUGGGCCUCAUUUGUUUCUGGCAAAGCUGCAGUCCUGGGCCCGAGAUAGAUGUGGGAGGCACUGGGCGUUCAGGGAAGAGAGAAAUCCUCAAAGCAUGAACUUGUGUCCCCUUGGCUUCCAGAUCAGCCAAGCUUCUUUCGGAGUCUGCUCUUCAGGGAUUCUGCUGGUGCUGGCACAAGGACAUUGUUCCAAAGGCUGGGAAGGGCUCUCAGUUGCCCCAGCCCCUCCCAUUACGUGGGCAGGGCUCUUUCCUGUUGUGUCUUCCCUUGGGGCCUGUCCUGUGCCAAGCUUUGUCUGUUCUAGCCUUCAUCUUUCCUAGCUAUUGCUUUUCUUCCCCAUGGCCUCAGAAGUCCUACUUUUCCAGGACUGAGGGGGAAUGGGUGUUCUUGUCAUUUGGUUGCCAACCUAAUGCACAUAACUCCUGUCUCUGGUAACAGGAGCGAGUGAGCCCCUCACAGACCUGUACACUCAGUGUCUCUUGCUUACAAAGGUUCUUAAUAGUGAACACUUUAAAAAAUAAUCACAAAAUGGAAGUUUCCCCAGGGUGGUAAACAAAAGAGGAAGUGCUGCUAUAAUUGGGAGCACAAGGGGGUUCCCCCCAAAAGGGAGCCCCACCUCAGCAUCACUGCCUUAAUCAUGGCCUCCCCCAGGGUUGGGUGAGGUUCUCUCCUUUCUUCCUCCCUCCUCCUGGGUGGGAAGGAAUUCCCCAUCUCUCUUCUCCCUUGAACCAGGUGUCACAAAGCAUUUGUGAAUUGCUUUAGGUGCAGGUCACCACCCACUCAGGACUCAUGCCCUUACCAUUUUCAGUUUGCACACCUCUAGGUCCAGCCUCAGGAAUGAACCAGCUUCAAGAAAGCCAGGUGGUGAAACAGCAGCUCAGUGUUCUGAGUAGUAGCUGUCUGGCUAACAUUGUGGUUAUAUUUUCCCUCCUUGCCCCAAGGUUGUGAGGCCUUAUCUUGCUCUUUGGUGUUACAGAAGUGGAACAGAAACCCCAUAGUUCAUGUUGUUUACCCUAGCAUCAUUCCCUGUUGCUUGGGAGGAGGCGGGGGUGAGGGGUUCUGCUACAGAUGAAGAGAAGACUCCAUGUGUUAAUUAGGUACACCGGCUCUUUCAGGAACAUGAGAGCUCAGAAUUGUAAGGUUUUCAGGUUCAGGCCCUGACCUCGGCCACCAUCCUAAUGCAGGAGGGGCCUGUUCCCAAGCCCUACUUUAAGAGUUAGCCUUUAGACAAUUCUAUCAUUUGGUUCACCCAAGCUUUUCUGACUAAGCAAUAAGAGGCUCAAGGCUAAUUUGAGUUCCAAGGACCCUUCUGCUCUCCCUCCUGUGACUCUCUGUGUUUUUCCAUGUGGAAGAAGAGCCUGUGCUACCCCGUUUCCUAUCAGGCUUGUCUAAGUGCUUGGAGUGUGACGUAUGACCAAAGCCUAAGAUGGCUUGGUGGCAGUGUCCCUGCUGCUUUUGCAUGAAGCCCUUGUUUGUAGACCCUGCUGCCGUAAGCACUCUGAUUGUCACCUGCAAUUUUUCACAGAAAUGCUACUCCCACCCCUUUUCUUUCCCAGAGAAGCAACUCAGCCAAACCUAAACAGGGUCUGUCUGCAUGGACCAGAGCCAGCCUAAAGUCAUUUGCUGCCUGCUUUCUAGUUUUAGUUUGUUGGGGGCAAGUGAUGAUUGUGGAACUUGCUCCUCCAAGGAAUCAGGCAGACUUACUUGGAGGAGGGCAAGAUUGGGAAGGAGCCAGUCCAUCCCGUGAUCUGUUCUAGGACUUGCCACCAGCCCUUCCCAUUUGAAACUGGUCUUUGGGAGUCACUAGGCCACCGUGCCUGUUGUCAACACCAGCUUAAGCCCUGCCAGGAAUCUGCCCACCUUCCAGGUUUCAGUUUUCUAAGGUGCCUCUUCAGGGACACAGUGUGUCUCUCUGAUUGGGCUUCUAAGUCAAAAGCCUGAUGUUCGUGUCCCUCUUAUAGGGGGAGCUUUGGACACAGGACCAGUUUGGUAAAGGGUCAGGUAAGGGUUUCCACUCUGCACAUUGUAGAGGGGACACUCUGUAGGCCCAGGGAUCCCUUACUGGAGGAGUUAAGUGAAUUUGCCUUCAGUUAACCUGGGACCUUCUGUUUAGCAACCUCUUGCCUCCCAAAGAUUUUUAUGUAAGUAUAUAGACUCACCUCUGUUAACAGUGGCCCAGAAGCUUCUUUGUGCUAAAAGCAUGGGAGUUAUCACUGGGGAAUGGGCCCUGUGCAACUUGCUGCCCCUACCCUGUUCCUGAGGCCCCAUUAAUGGGCAGCCCCAGCGUGGCUGUUCUGCCUCUAGUGUCCCACCUAGGCUAGGUGUGUGUGAAAGGGAAGCCCACCGCCCCCUUCUGGCUUCAGUUGGUUACUUAGCCACUGUUGUUCUUUAGUCUUUUUUUUUUUUUAAAAACAGAGGCUUUGUUUUGUUUUUUUUUUUUUAAACACCAGUAACUGUAUAUUCAACCAGGGGAGAGGACGUCAGAGGUGUGGCCAGCUGCCCCGCUCCUUCAAUGUGGGGUCCCUGGCCCUGGAAUACACCCUCCCCAUUGGCUCAUGAGCUGCUUUGCUUGUAAUUAUCCCAAAUUUGCUGUGUUCCCCUUUCAAGAUGGCCAUUUUAGGUGGGGGUGGGGGGAUUCUGCUUCCCACUGUGACUGGGCUAUGGGAUUCUGACUACCUUGCUUCAUGAUUUGAUAAAUUUGUUGUAUUCAAAAACUUGAAGUAUAGGAUGCCAUUAAGUGUCUGUUUAUAUUUUUGGAAUAUUUGUAUUACUUACAAUUAAUAAAAGCGGUUUUAAAAAACCUGUUGAGCAAUGGGAGCUGCCUUCUCAUCCUGCCAUUAUCCGUUUGGGCACUCAGCGAGCAUAUCCUUCUUACCUUGUUACCCCUUUGGUCAUAAUUGCUGGAGCACCCAGGUUGAACACACACUGAGCUUCAGGUCAAGGUUACAGAAGUUGGACUACAUUAGCUCUUUCCUGGCCCCCAUCGGGAACCAACUCCAUUGCUGUCCAGGAGCUUAACAAGCAUAUGCUUGGUGUCCUAUUGACUGCCUGGCAUGAACCAGAAGCCCCAAGAGAAUUGAGUACAUUCUCCUGCACCCCUCCCUGAUGCUGCCAAAGCAGGGGAGCCCUGAAAUUCAGAGCCCAUUAUGGCUCCUGGCACAUAGUAGGCACUCGUAUUGGACUGAGGGGUGAUUAGUGGAGACCCCAAGAAGCAAAACCUUCCUGAGCCCUCCCUCUCACAGACCUCUGUCCCUCUGAGAAAUAGACCAGAAGCUUCUCAGGGAGGCUCUGCUGCCUGUCAUCCGCGUAAUGCAUUCAUAUCUACAAUAUGGCAAAUUUCAUAUCCUCCCUCCUUCCUGCAUUAUUUAUGGGCUGAGCACUUUAAAAAAAUCAAUAGAUCAGGGUGUGGAGCUGGAGUUCAAAGAAGCCUUUAAAAGUCUGCUCUUGUUUUUGCUGUUUUGAAUAGGAACAGAUAAAGCUUUCCCUCUGGUUUGAAUAAGUCAAGCCCAGGGCUAGGCUGGCUGUGAUUGGCCAGAACUAGGAAAAUGUGGUUAAGAUGCAAACACAAGCAAAUAUAACUCAGUGUCUGCAGCCAUUGCUCAGCUAAGGCGGCCAGACUUGGAGCCUCCUGCUUUGGGGGGCAUUUCAAUACUGCUGCUGCUUACUUACCAGGAAACUGAAGACGUGAGAAGAAGGCAAGGUAAGGUCUGGUUUAUGGGUGUUUGUUAGCCGGAUAAUCCUACAGAAUAAGGCAGAAUGGAAAGGAAGAGGAGAUGGAAAUUCCUUUGGCUUUGUCUUCUGAGAUGAGACUUCUAAAGGGUUGACCCAGGAGUUUGUGCCAGUUUUGCAAGCUUCCUGUUGAGAAGUAUAGAGGCAUUUUUAAAGACCACUGGAUAGGACAAAGACAGGACUUUGUUCAUCCUUCCUCCUUUAAAAAAUUACCGGUAUGGUGGUAUGGGUGCCUGGUAGUGGUGAACGCUUGUAACCCCAGCACUUGGGAAGCAGAGGCAGGAGGAUCACAAGUUCAAGACCAGCCUGGGUUACAUAGUGAGACCCUGUCUUUAAAAAAAGAUGGUAUGGGACAAGGCAGAAGUUAAAACCAGUUUCCUCUGCUUGGGGUCCAUCCACAGGGGUAUCCUUGUGAAAUUAAGAGCCGCUGCCUUCUAACCUGGAAUUUCAAAAUGUACCCCACUCCAGGGAUCUCAGCAGUCCUCUCAAAGGAUUCUGAGUUAAGGACUUGAGGAAGGGAGAGAGACCCAGCUUUGGGGGACUUUGAUACUGCAGAUGGAAUUAGAUUUUCUGGGUGUUGCAGUGUGGCAAGAAGUCUCUUCUUGGAGCAUCUCCUCCUGCAUUUGGGGUCCCUGGCUCAGUGAACUUCCCAAUUGUGAAGUCCCUGCUGGGAAAUGCGACUGCUUUGGGGCUCUAAGACUCAAUCCUAAAGACAGUAUCUUUGGCUUUUACCAGGUUCACGCUUGUCUCCAAAGAAUGAAUUCAUUGGCCCCAGUCCCCUUCCCCUAGGUGGGUCAUGCAUUUGCCUUUACCAACUGAAACCUAGGGUCUGAAGAAAACCUGAACAAAUAUUUCCUGGCAAUUCUGAGCAGCCCAGGGUGGGGCAGUGCAAGUUAUCAAAUUAAAUCCUCAAACACUGGCUGUUCCGCAUCAUCGAUCUGCUUUAGUCCUG